AACGCACAACUCAGACUCUACGCACAUACCAUGCUGGCGCUGGCAUGCAUUUGUGUUGACUGUACUAAAAUUAAAAGAGAGAUACAUGUACUAGUAUUACUACACUGCACAUGGAGCAUUUCUUUGGAGUUUGUUAUUGACGGUUCUAUUGCCACCAUGUAUACUAUCUUUUCACAACGACGUGCUGGUUCUCUCAGAUACAAUCCAUUCUCAUACUCGAAUGCCAGCCUCGUACGCUCCACCCUUCGCUUAUUGUCAUCAGCAGAUCCUUUUCUUACUAGAAACAAUCAUUUGAACUUUGUUAAUGGUGAAUGCAUAGCUGGCAGGGGACCAUCUUUGGAGGUACUGGAGCCUGCAACAGGUCGCAAAAUUGUAGAUCUUCGUAUUUCCGACAGCAUUGAUACGAGUUCAGCAGUUCAAUCUUCUCGCAAUGCCUACAAGACGUGGUCGCAGCUGUCUGGCACUGAGCGUGGCCGUCACCUUGUCUCACUGGGCCAUGCUAUCCGCAGGCAGCGCGAGGACAUAGCUCACUUGGAAGUGCGGGAUACUGGCAAGGUGAUCAGCGAAGCGCUGGUCGACAUCGACUCCAGUGCGGACUGUUUAGAAUACUAUGGUGGACUGGUAGCAGGUCUUGCUGGUCAGCACUUCCAGCUACCUGGUGGCAACUUUGCUUACACACGCCGUGAGCCAUUGGGUGUGGUCGGUGCUAUCGGUGCGUGGAACUUCCCAUUUCAGACUUGCUCGUGGAAAAUUGCUCCUGCGCUGGCCGCUGGCAACACCGUAGUGUACAAGCCCUCACCGCUUGCUCCACUCUCAGCUCACUACCUUGCGCGGCUGGCGUGUGAGGUGGGAUGUCCAGCGGGUGUUCUCAACGUCAUUCAGGGUGACGCUAGCACUGGCACUGAGCUGGUCAGUCAUCACGAUGUUGCCAAGGUCUCUUUCACCGGAUCAUGUCCAACUGGCGCCGCAAUCAUGGAGAAGUGUGCCCCUCAAAUCAAGCCGGUUACGUUGGAGCUGGGUGGUAAAUCACCACUCAUCAUAUUUGAGGAUGCUGAUUUGGCCAAUGCUGUCAACGGUGCUCUACUCGCAAACUACCUGACCCAGGGAGAGGUAUGCUCGAAUGGAGCCCGCGUCUAUGUACACGAAUCUCUCAAAGAUGACUUCCUUAGUGUGUGCAAGGAUCGUGUGGAGAAGAUGAAACUCGGUGAUCCUCUACAGCCAGAGACAAACAUGGGUGCUGUUAUUAGUGCAGCACAUGCCGACAAGGUCAUGGGUUUUAUACAGCGUGCUGUUCAAGAUGGUGCUCAUGUAGUGUGUGGUGGUGGUCGGUUUCAUCCUAGUGAGGUGCACUUGCAAGGAGGUCACUACAUCCAUCCCACCAUCUUGGAUAAUGUCAAUGAUGAUAUGGAGAUUGUGCGAGAAGAAGUAUUUGGGCCGGUGAUGUGUGUUAUUCCUUUCACUGAUGAAUCAGAGGUUGUUGAGCUGGCGAACCGAACACCAUAUGGGCUUGCGGCAGGUGUAUAUACCAAAGAUAUCCAGCGCGGUCAUCGUGUUGUUGCCCAGCUUCAGGCUGGUACAUGUUUUCUCAAUACCUACAACAUGUAUCCAGUGGAGAUACCAUUCGGUGGCUACAAACGCUCCGGUAUUGGCCGCGAGAAUGGACCGGACGCACUCUUGCAGUUCACCCAGGUCAAGAGUGUCUUUGUAGAGAUGGGCGAUUCACCAUCGCCUGGAUUCUAGCCAACUCACUCAUGCCAACAGCGAAAUAUCAUACACGCUUGUAUGUACAGGCUGCGGUUAUGUCGAUGUGCAAACCUUACUUCAGGUUUUAUCACAACUUCAUGGCACUGGAAAAAAAACCCAUCAGACAAUACGAAUAGCAACCCCAGUGGCAGGAUUUAUCUAGGCUCACCAUUCCUUCACAUGAUCAUGUCAUACUCUGUGUGCCAGUACACGAUUGUGUAGCGGUGGAAUACAACUAACAUGCAGGCCAUGAUGCUGCGGACAGCGCAUUGUCCAAAACCGUGCUUUAGCAUACCUUUUUGAUCUAUUGGGUUCUAUGGCUUGCUUACUAGAGAGGUUCCGCAUAACGUAAUUACGUUAGUAAAAAACGUAGUCGAUCUACGGAAAGUCUUACGUAAACUGCAUGCGCAUCUGGGUUCCGCCAUACGGAGUUUUCAAAUCACGUAGCUGCCCUUGACAACUCCGAACGCGGCAGUGUACGACCAGAUCGACCUGGGGAGAGAGUCAUAAAUUUGUACCCCAAUCCACUUACGGACCAGCUACGUUAUCAGAGCCCUAUCUACGUACUCUCCGUAGUCAACUUUCCGUAAGUGGAGUGCAAACUCGCGAAUUCACGGGUUUUUCCCGCCCACUAACGUAAAGUUGCUCAACUUUACGUUGUGCGGAACCUCUCUACUGUCUGCAAAUAAUGUGUGUGUGAUGUGACUGAUGUCACAUACUAGUUUUAGUGGCAUUGGCACUAUCGACAUAACCCACUUCUACUGGCAUUGUGGAAUGCUCCUCUUCUAUGUGUUUUCAACUACUGAAGUAUAAUCGGCAUGAUUCCUAUCACAGCCCAUUUGUACAGGCAAUUUAUCCUUUUUAACAGAUUGUUCACUCCAUAAUUUCUUGUUAAAUGUCAACACAAUAGCAAUGGGACGAUUUCUUGAGCAUUUCCCGUUACCGUAUA
Messenger RNA from Sycon ciliatum, 2692 nucleotides. Its product is annotated as 4-trimethylaminobutyraldehyde dehydrogenase-like. Lineage: Eukaryota; Metazoa; Porifera; Calcarea; Leucosolenida; Sycettidae. Gene Ontology annotation, molecular function: 4-trimethylammoniobutyraldehyde dehydrogenase (NAD+) activity; aminobutyraldehyde dehydrogenase (NAD+) activity. Bases 31 to 1740 code for a protein of 569 amino acids. The transcript is spliced from 9 exons. The record is from RefSeq and is a predicted model, not a curated record.